AAUUUAAAAUGCAUGGGUAUGUUGCCAUUGCAGUGCAGAUGGAAGCGCCUAUAAGCCAACGAGGUCCCCGCGCGGGGAACGGCGAUAUUAACAAAGUCCGCAUCAACUCGCUUUAAACACGAGAUUCCUCCUUCUCCAUCCACACAAUCAAGAUUCGUAAAGCAUCAAUCCCACACCAACCUCAAAAUGACUACUGUUACUCUUCUUUACCCCUCGGGUCACAAGUUCGACAUGGACUACUACCUGAGCAAGCACAUGAAGAUCGUCCAAGAGAAUUGGGGUUCUCUGGGACUACAGAGCUGGGAAAUCCUCCAAUUCCCAGAGGAUGCUCCCUAUCAGGUCCAGGCUACCCUCAAAUGGGAUAGCCUUGAUUCAUACAAGGCCGCCGCCUCCGGCCCGAGUGCCACGGCGGUAUUUGGCGAUAUCCCCAACUACACAACGGCCAAGCCGGUCUCCCUGGCCGGUGUGCAAAAGGCUGCUUCCCCCAAAAUUUAAGCCAUUAAUUGGAAAUUCGGGUUGAUCAGAAACCACUGAUUCCACACUACUGCCAAAUCUAUCGUCGGAUCGAACUGCCCUGCUUCUACCCAAUUUUGAACCAUACAGAGACUCGCUCCAGCAAUCAGGAAGGCAUGGUUAUGAUAGAAAGAUGUAAAACAACUAUUAUUUAAAAUAGCAUAAGAGAACCCCUGCUCCAGGACUCCAAUUAACACUCAAAUUAAAAACAAAGUCAUAAUGUUCUUCUGUCAG
This is a messenger RNA of [Torrubiella] hemipterigena, 747 nucleotides long. Lineage: Eukaryota; Fungi; Ascomycota; Sordariomycetes; Hypocreales; Clavicipitaceae. The record is from the annotation of a GenBank genome assembly.